Aplysia californica (California sea hare) is the source of this 5952-nucleotide messenger RNA. RefSeq names its product exonuclease 1. Bases 183 to 3059 code for a protein of 958 amino acids. The record is from RefSeq and is a predicted model, not a curated record. Gene Ontology annotation, cellular component: nucleus. The transcript has 15 exons. NCBI's taxonomy places the organism in Eukaryota, Metazoa, Mollusca, Gastropoda, Aplysiida, Aplysiidae. Gene Ontology annotation, molecular function: 5'-3' DNA exonuclease activity; DNA binding; 5'-flap endonuclease activity. Gene Ontology annotation, biological process: mismatch repair; DNA recombination.
UAGCUAGGCUUAGAUCUAGUGUUUGGCGUUCGGCGUUCGGUCAUUGGUUUGUUAUGAAAAUUUCCCGCGUCCAUCAUGACCCAUGGUCCAGUCCCUGUGAAUUUUCCUGAUCUCAUCACCUCAGUCUUUUGAGGUUUAAUAACCUCUGCUUCUAGACUUCAGUGGCUUGAGUCCUACAGAAAAUGGGGAUCCAAGGUCUCCUCCCCUUCCUGAAGACCAUUCAUGAAGAAGUGAAUAUUGCCCAGUUCUCUGGCUGUACAGUUGCCAUUGAUGCAUACUGCUGGUUGCACAAAGGAGCUUUUUCAUGUGCAGAAAAACUUGCGCUGGGGGAGAAAACAGAUCAAUAUGUCUAUUAUUGCAUGAAAUAUGUUGACUACAUGCUGAAGCAUAACCUCAAGCCAAUACUUGUCUUUGAUGGAUGUCAUCUCAAGUCCAAAGCUGGUGUUGAAAAAUCCAGAAGAGAACGGAGGGAAAUUAAUCGUAAGAAAGCAGCCCAGUUUCUUCGGGAAGGCCGCCGUGCUGAGGCAAAGGAAUGCCUCCAGCGCUGCGUGGAUAUCAGCCCUCAGAUGGCAUUGGAGCUCAUGAAUGCCUGCCGCCAAAAAGGAGUUGACUGCAUCGUUGCUCCAUAUGAGGCUGAUGCUCAGCUGGGUUACUUGAGUCGUAAAGGCAUCGCUCAGAUCAUUGUGACGGAGGACUCAGACUUGCUGCUUUUUGGCUGUGAAAAAAUUAUAUUCAAAAUGGACUUCAAUGGGAGAGGAGUUCUGAUUCAGCAGAGUCGGCUGAAUGAAGUGAUGGACAUUCAGACUGGAUUCUACACUUUUGAGAAGUUUCGGUACAUGUGCAUCCUGUCAGGCUGUGAUUAUCUCCCCUCCCUUCAUGGAAUCGGGCUGGCGAAAGCUUGCAAAGUCUUCAAAAUGGCACGGCAGGCUGACAUUCGGCAGGUUUUGAAAAAGCUGCCCAUGUAUCUAAAGAUGAACCUGUGUGUGACAAAUGAGUAUGUGGAGGGAUUUGUGCGUGCUGACAACACAUUCCUGUAUCAGCUGGUGUUUGAUCCGAUGACGCGUGAACUUUGCCCUCUGAACCCGUACCCUCCGGAGAUUGACGAAAAUGAGCUGGAUUAUGCUGGGCAAUAUUUCCCCAAAGAGAAAGCCUAUCAGAUGUCACUGGGGAACAUUGAUGUUCACAGCCAUAAGGCCAUCGCCAAUUUUGACCCAGAUACUUUUGUUCCCAAGAACAAACCUCCAGCCCGCUUCAGACAUCUGCUCAGUAUAUGGGACAGGAACUACUGUAUCAAGUCGGAGUCCCCGUGCAAAGAAGUACAACCGUCACAGGCGGAGAGGUUGUCCUUGCGCAAUGAAGAAAGGACAGUGAAGGUUAAGUUGUUCCAGAAAAGUCCUGCCAAGAGACAAAGAGAUCCCUCUAACUCAAGAGACAAGAGUGUUGUGGGAUCUGAUGCGAAAAGAAUGAAGCACCUUGAGGUGGACGAUAUUCUGGGUAUGCUCGAUCAAGACGAGAACGUGGACACUUCUCUGAAUGACGGUCAUGCCAGCCCCCUGGGGGAAAAGAAACUUUUGAGUGAAAGCCUUAGCAAUGCAGACAGUGACCGAGGGUCAUGGGAGAGUGAAGAUGAGAAUGAAGAUAUUUUGUGUCAGAAGAAACAUAAGAAAGGACUGUCUGCCAUGAAGCAAGACUGGGAAUCAAAGGAGGCGCUUGGAUUUAUAAAACAUAAUGUGUUUGCAGUCCCAGCUGAUGCUCCCAAAGCUCCAAGGUUCAACAUAAAUGCCACUGUUGAGCGAGUGGAGGUGAAAAGUCGAUAUUUUGCCUCCAGUCAAGGUGUUUCACCAAGGGCAUCCACCAAACUAGAGAGCAGGAAAGCUCUUAGUUCUCCUCGGAAGAAGCCUUCCUCUGCGUCUAACAAGAAGGAGAAACUUUCUGAGUGUGGACAGCCUAACAUUCGUCUCAUGUUUGCUGAACAAGCAAAGCAUUGUUCCUUGAGAAAAGAGGAUAAAGGGAGUGAUGACAGUCGUGACUUUGGGAAAGAUGUGUCUAAGUGUCAGAAUUCUGAUCUUAGCGGAAUAAAGCAUCAAAGCCACAACAAAAUUGCUGUUGGGGGUGUGUCCAAAAAAGUCUCGUCAUCGAAUAAAGUGCUGUCAAAUAGUUCAAAAAGAUUAGGGGGCUCCUCUGCAUUUGCAUGGGCAAAAUUUAAAUUCACUCCAAGGCAAGACACACCCCAAUCUAAAGCCACAGAAUUUGUUCCAGUAAAUGUGGAUAAUGCUGGUGACAGUUCAAGGCUUGAAAAAGAAGAGGAGGACGUAUGUGUUAUUGAGCAGGAAGAGAAAACGAAAUCUGAAAGAGCUGGGAGUAGAUCAACUUUGACUGAAUCUCCAUCUGUGGCCUCUCUUUCCAGGUACUUCAGUAAAUCUGAUUCUGUUCAAAUUCCAAAAAAUCAAAGGGGAUCAAUUCAUAGUGUGCAAACUAUUCGCUCACCUCAAAACUCCCAGGACAGUUGUACAGACAGUGAGGAUGUGAGGGAGGUUCAGGCAGUGGACUACAAAGACUUCCUCUGUUCUGUGGAGGGCUGUGAGAGAGAAAGCCUUGUUGAGAGUGGAGAUAAAAGGUCAGAGGUCAGCAGCCAGGAUUCGGACUCCACCUUGGAAAUCAGUGUGAAUGAGAGCCAGCGUAGCAGUAUUGGCAGCAUCGACUCUUUCUGCCUUCCAAACACCCAGGACUUCAUUGACUUGACAGAUACUGAGCCGGAUUGUGAAGUCACUAAGAUUACUAAGAAGUCUACCAGCACAGCCUCUGCUCCGUCAGGCAAACAGUCGUGCCGUGUUCCUGGCCUGUCGCGAAGUCGGAGAAAGGCAAAAGUUUCACCAGGAAGAGGUCAACAAAAGCUCCAUAGUUUGUCGCGGUUUGCUUUCACUAGGAAUGCAAGCAAGCCAAGCAUACCCAGUACUGGCACCGGUGAGGACAGUGACAGUGACUCCCAACAAACGCCCAUCACCCAUGCACCUGACUCAAGUGCUUUAGCAAAAGUGCAAAGGAGACUGGAAUUGUAGAAACCUCGAGCGUGUGAAAUGUUUUACCUAAAGUCUUUGUGAAUUUUGAAGUCCAGCAUGAUUUGUUUUUCCCCUUGAUGAAAUUAAUGGUGUGGAUUCUGAACCCUUUACGAAGUACUGUAGAUCUGUUUCGGAGAGAAGCCUCCCUCAGGGCCCUUCUGAAAGUAAAGCAGUUCUUUUCUAUGACAUAUUCACAGCCUCAGUGACAGUCCACAGCUGUUCAGAGGAGUCUUGAGUUUAAAUAGUAUUAUGUAUUAUGUCUUCUUUUAACCCUCGAACUGUCAUAGGUAACGGGCCAGAAUGUCACAGCACUUUUUCGGAGUUUAUACCAUACUUACUCAUGCGCAUUUUGUACUUGUUUAGCAUUUAUCUCCCCCACGUAAGUAUAUAUAUUUGAAACGGUAAAUGAAUAAGGAAAUGUCUUAUGACAUUUUUGUUCAAUUUUGACUGUGACCUUUGGCUCCAGUGACCUUGACCUUGCAAGAUGACUGCUUAGCUCCUAGAGAAUAAAAGCUGAUAAAAAGUUCAGAAUAAAAUUUGUAUUGCCCCAAGUGAAAAAACUGAAAUAGCCAAGUUGUAGUGCAUUCAAUUCUCUUUACAAACAAAUAUAAUUUAUUAUGAAGAGAGUGCAAGAUUUGAAUUUUUUUUUUUAAUUUCUCAAAUCAAUGCGUAAUAGUAAUUCUGAUGGAGACUGCAGUAUACAUACAUGAGACAUGAACCGUUAUGUGCAUUGUUUUCUUGAAAUAAGAGCUAAUACAUACAAACAAGCAGCUGACACGAACUCCAUGCCAAAUUGUAAUAGUAACAUGCAGUAAAUGAUUUUGCAAGGCAUAAGGGGUUCAUUUUGCCUACCUUCAUUGGCAUCUUUUUUUCUGCUUUUGACUCAAUCCAGUUGUAUAAACCAGAUAGCUCUCAUACAUUUUUCGUGGCAACUGACCCCACAAGCUGGGCUUCUUUUCUUGCUUGCAGUGGGUGUUGCUCGACUGCAGACAUAACAUUCUUUCUCCUUCUUUCCCUCCAGCUGAUAUAAUCGGUGUUCAGGGGUUCGAGUGCCUUAGAGUUGCGGGAUGCCAGGGUUUGCUGCUGGUGUUUGUCAUUGUUCAUCUUUCGGAUUCAAACAAAGUUUUUCCAGUACUGAAAUGAGGAAGUCUUUUCUUUUCAUUUUUUGUUCUUGGUCAACUGACAAAUUUUAGAUAAUCCACAAAUUGAAAAUAGACAUAUCCAGCACAUUAUGGGGAAAAAAUUUCUAAUGCCAACGCGUUGAUCUCUCAGCGGCGUAAUGGUAAAUCUUCUUAUCCACGAGGUCUACACCACCCAUGUGAAAAUUGUAGUCCAGCACCAUGGUUGGCUUUGAGAUCUCCUUGCCCCUUACUGCUUUCGUAGCAACAUGGGCUGUGGACAGCAUCAACACUGGCUUACUCUGAUUUUUUAUCCCACAAAAUGCCAUUGCAAAGACCUGAUCCUUCCGUUCAAAUUUCACUUCACUGACCUUCAAUUUGGUUUUUACAAGUGUUUUUGGAAAGUCUUUAAUGUUUUCUCUGACUGUUACCGUUAGUAUUGUUUGUUUGGCUCACAGGUAAUUAGCCAGUGCUGGUUUUGUAUAAAAAUUGUUAGUAAACAAAUGAUAACCUUUGCCAAACAAAUUGCUCUGUUCCAUGAGACUUUUGACAAUUCCAACCGCAAGUCCAACAUCUCUUUCAACAUCCAAGUCUUUCCCUGCAUACAACUCAGUGUGCACAACAAAACUAUUGCAAUCACACAACUGGAAUUUUUAAAUUCCAAAUCUCGAGUGACGUUUAUUCGGCAUGUACUGAAUAAAGACACUCCUGUUCUUCAUGCCGAUGAGGCUCUCAUCUAUUGAAAUAUUCAUGGACCGAGUGUAAUCCUGUUUAGCACUAGCAUUGAACUUCUUCAGUAGGAAAGAAACUUUUGCCCAAGGGUCAUAUCCUUCUUGCCCUUUUGGAACUUCAUCUUCUCUCCUGUUUUGAUGUAUCAUUCGACUAAUCAGAUUGAACAACCAGAACGGCCUCACUUCCUGACGGCCCUGGCCAGGGGCUUGCCAUUUCUCAAGAAUUUGCAACACAAAUGCUCAGCUUUCAACUGUCGCCAAAACAUUUUUCCUCGUGACAGAACAGAAAGUAGACCAUGAAUGGUUGAUUCAACUAUCCAACUCUCGGCCCAGAAGAGUUCCACUGGAGUUCCGGUUCAUUAUUUAAUUCUAUCGCACUUUAGCUAAGAGCCGAUAUUGAGAUCAAAGAACAGUUCGUGGGUUAAGGAGUCCUGUUUCAAGUUUUUCAGAGACUUAUGCCCCUUUGUAGAUUAUUAUGUUCUUUUAUUAUAAUUUUCCUGUUAAGUUUUUCAGGUUUUAUCUCUAGGAGUCAGUUUUCUUACCACUGACCUACCUAUACAUAGACAGUUGAACCUGUCCAUAACAAGACCACAGAGGAGAGUCAUUAUUAGACAAUUGGCCGCUAUGGACAUGGGUCUGAGUUAUGGUCACUUACUACCGCAUGAAAUAUUGAAAAUGAAUUCUCAUCGGUAGCCUACCUGUAAACCAGACCAUUUUUUGUCCCCCAAUAAUUCCAACACUUAGCAUGAAUGAAAUGGAAAAUACACUUUUUAAUUUACGUGUACUAUAUACAUUUAUUUGCCCCUCUCAUUUUGUAGUGCAGUCGCAAUCUACUGGGGUUUUGAAAACUCCAAUUUUCUUCCCAGUAUCCUUCCUUUAGGAGUUAAGGGAAACUCCUAUUUUUGAGGAUGGAGUGGUUGGCAGGUCUGUGUAAACUACCAACAGCCGCACAGAAGCUAAAACAAAACAUUCCCUUCUGGGAUCCUAAGAUUGCCCUUUUUUUGUUCACACGUUAAUUUAAUUGCUGGUAAUCGUAUGUGUAUA